This is a messenger RNA of Orbicella faveolata, 1691 nucleotides long. RefSeq lists its product as uncharacterized. Lineage: Eukaryota; Metazoa; Cnidaria; Anthozoa; Scleractinia; Merulinidae. The record is from RefSeq and is a predicted model, not a curated record.
CAACAACACGAUUUUUACGUUAAAACUUGGCGACCAAACUUUCGUCCCGCCUUACUCAACUGAUAAUCGUAGUAUCUUUCGCUUCUUCCAAAACUCUUAUUCUCCCGGGCUGCUUUUAAAAUACGGCCGACAACAAAAAGUCUUAAACGGUCACGCCGCAAUAAUUUGAUAACACUGAGAAUGAAUUAGCCCCCCACGCAGAGGCUCUUAGGGUUCGUCACGCGUGACGAACCCUAAGAGCGGUCAGGCAUGAAUUUGACAUCACCGACAUUUCCUUGACAGAUGUGAGACGGGCUGUGAGAUGGGCUGUGACACGCAUUGUUAGCCCCGACAGAGCAAACCGGAAGUUCUUUGAUUCUUGCGAAUCGAGGAAUUUGAGCGUCAUGAACAGCUUUUGGCAAUGGACGGGUCUUCGUUCAGUUCACCGUAACAGGAAGAACACUACCUUUUUGGCAGCAAUUUUUGUGCUGGUUAUUUGGAUUUUCGCGAUGAAAAAACUUUUAAUGGCGUCUCACGAUUACGUGCAAGAAAUUGACUUACACCCGACUGUUUACACAACGAUAGCUCAGUGCGAUCGCAAAGAAAAUGGCGAGUUUAACUGUCCGGAUAUACGUAAAAAAGGGCCAACAUUGCUUCGCCGCUGCCAGUUAGUAUUGACAAGAAUGACCAGAGUCUUUGAUCUCAUUGCUAAAAAGCACGGUAUAAGGUAUUGGUUGUACAGAGGAAGUCUUCUCGGCGCAGUGAGACACAACGGACACAAUCCGUUUGAUAAUGAUGUCGACAUAGCCAUUCCUAAAGCAGACUUUGAAAAGUUUAUCAAAUAUGGUGUGGAUGAACUUCCCGACGAUAUUUUCUUCCAAACCGAAAAGACAGACCCUUAUUACAAAGUUCCAACUCUGACCGGCAUUCUUGGGAAACUGCGAGACAAGAACAGUUGCUACAAGACUUGUUUGACCUGUAAACAAGCGGACGGCCUACAAUUAGAUAUGUUUGUACUCGAAAGCGACACCGACGGAAAUUUCCUCGAGUUGUACGAUGGAAAUUGGUUUUGGCGACACACUUUCGGGCCGACUGUAAGAAAAAAAAGUGAGAUCUUCCCUCUGACGGAGGUGAAUUUUGAUGGCUUCCCCUUGCCUGCUCCGCGUGAAUGGCGGAAAAUGUUGAAGUCAACGUAUGGUGAUUUUAUGAAAGUUCCAUAUAGCAACCCACCAGGGCAUAUCAUAACAGAUGUGUUACGGAGUUGUGAAGAGAUCAAGGAACAAACCUCACGUUGAGAACGUGUGUUUGUCAGGCAUUUCAUGCCAAAUUUCCACUAUUUUCAACCCGAGCAAAAUGGCGCGAGAACUCAGGAAGCUUCUUCUAUGCGGGUGUUGAAUGGAUUAAUUCCGGAUAUUCAAUAGUAUCUGUGUUUGAUCUGUGAAAAUGUAUGAACUGGGUAAAAAUUUCCGAUAAAAUCCCAAUUUUAGAACUCGAGGGCGAGUACAAUCGCAUUUUCAUGUUUAUUACAAUGAAUAUGGUCUCUUGGUUUUCGUCAAUUCAUUGAUGUGUGAAAAUUUAAAUCGCAAUUGACGGCCUGUUCGUGACAACUUGUAAACCUAAUUAUCUCUGUUGUGCCUUUCAUGUUGUAGCAGGUGCUGUAGGUGUAUUCUUGUAUUUCAUUAAAAAAUUUGGGGUUAGGUGCACUUUAAAAA